GCGGCUAACACCAGGGCCGGCAUGGCGUGGCCCUGCAUCAGCCGCCUGUGCUGCCUGGCGCGCCGCUGGAACCAGCUGGACCGCUCCGACGUGGCGGUGCCUCUCACUCUGCACGGCUACUCGGACCUCGAGAGCGAAGAGCCGAGCCCGGUCGCCGCCGCUGCCGCGGGCAGGGGCCCGACUCCCGCAGGCGCCCGGGACCCCGGCCGGGACGUGCCGCUCACUCAGUACCAGCGGGACUUCGGCGUGUGGACGGCGCCCGCGGGGUCCAAAGAUGCGGCGCAGGGGCGCGGGGCCGGGCCGGGCGGCCGCAGGGGCAAGUCCUCCGCGCCCGGCGCCCGGGGAGUCUACGUGCUGCCCAUCGGCGAUGGGGACGCGGCUGCCGCGGCCACCACGUCCUACAGACAGGAAUUCCAGGCUUGGACUGGAGUGAAGCCCUCGAGAUCCACCAAGGCAAAGCCAGCCAGAGUCAUCACAACCCACACGUCAGAGUGGGACGGCGGCCCCGGGGCCAGCUUCCAGGUCCCGGAGGUGAGGAAAAAGUUCACCCCCAACCCCUCAGCCAUCUUCCAGGCGUCAGCACCCCGGAUUCUCAAUGUGUGAGUGCGGUGCCCAGGAGAGGGGUCAGGACCCACGGCCGCUCCCUCUCCUCCUCCCAGAAGCCCGAGGAAGGCUUCGCAGGGGUGUCUAACUGCUGCGUGUCCGUCCCACAAGGCUUCAGUGUGAGCAGUCCGAGGGUCUGCCUCGCCGGGAACUGCACUGGCCCGGGGGGCUGAGGACCACAGACGUGCCAGGCCCCCGAGAAGCCCACCAGGGCCCAUCCUCGGUGACUCUCCCAGGAUGCAUGAUGGCUUUAAUUCUAGAACCUAUGGGAACCCGAGCUGCUCACCUCGCAUCUGACUACACAUGACCCCACGUGUAGGCUGAAAGAAGUCUUAGCACCUGCAGGUGGCCCCUGGUGCUGCUGGGUAACAGGUUUUCGGAGGAAACAGGUGUCCGCCAGGGCUCGGACUGCAGACAUCUCCUCACGGCUAAGAUGAUCCUCAGGUUUCGUCGUCUCCAGCGCUGAGUGCCUCAGGUUUGAGGCUGAACCCCGCGUCCUGGGACUCCCCCGUACCGGAUGACUGCACCUGCAGCACUCUGGCUGGGAACUGGAAACUUUCGGGGAAGGAGGAAGCAUCCAACUUCUUCCCUGAAGGACUCUCACCCUCGCGCCUGCCCUGCUCUCAUGCCUGCCAGCCGGGAGCAGCUCAUCUUGUCUGGUGUCAUUCGUUAGAUCUGGCUUAUGAAGAGACCCCUCCCACUAACUCCACGUCUGAGCAAGGCGGAACAGCACAGUGAGGGACACGAGAAGCAAGACAAGUGUCAGCAAACAACUUCAGGACUUCAAACCCGCUCACCAAGGUCAAGAAGAUCCCAGAGCUGCCUGCUGGUACCACUCAUGAAUUCUCGCCUUCUAAGAGCCAAGACUUGCAGAGCCUCUUGGCAGCUCGUCUCUGCUGCUUUUCUGACUCCAGCCACGGGCUAGCAGAUGGCCCCAGCAUAAGGACCGUGUCCUGGGAGCACCUUCCUCCGGGCCUCGGCACAGCCAGACCUGCUGGCGUGGUUCUCUAACGCAGGGGCUGUUUCCCUCUGCCUUGGCUCUGAGGUAGCUGGGUGGGAUUAUGCAGUCUGCCUUGCCCAAGCUGUCAGGGAUAAUUAUGUCCUGAGUAAACAUGUACCUUCCAGUUUUUUUUUUAAGAUAUUUAUGUAACUGUAAUCCUUUAUCCUGCAUGGCUGCAAAUCCAUUCCAGAAAGAAUUUAAGGGAUCAAGUAGGAGCCUCUACCUGCACCCCGCCCCCAUAUUCUCUGACCUCCUUAUGCAGAAGAGCGAGGUAACUUCUUUAGGCUUCCAUGCCUGUCAUAAACUAAUCUGUUCUCUCACCAACCACACCGGCCACCUGGGCUCUCCAGCACUCGCCAGGUGACUCCACAUGCCCGCCCAGCAACCUUGAGAGGACAGCAGCCCGACUGCCGCACUACUUACUAAGCCGGGCCGUCCUGUGCCCCCGCGAGAACUCGCAUCUGCAGCGCCCAAAGCAGAAUUGCAGCUCGGAUUCCGUCACGUGGCUGCUCCUCUCACCCACAGGCCUCACGUUUUCCCUGGGCAGAGUGCACGCAGAUUUCUAACUGGGAGUAAGUCUGUCCUUCACCGUCCACACACGCAGCAUCUCCGAAGGAACGGGACAUCGUCCAGGGCACCACCGACCCUCCUCCUCCCUACCUCCCGGCUGGGCGCGUGCCUUCCGAGCGCUGCAGCCCUAUCUCCGGGCCUGGGCGAGUCUUUCUCCAGCUAAUGUUAAGGCACUCACAGGUGUUUCUGUCACACUUCUCUUCUCAGGAAGGACUCCUUCAGACAGAACAAGCUGCUAAAUCCACAGAGAACCAACGGUCCCAGCAGAGCCUGUCCAGGGCGGCUCCCCACGGCCACUCCACCUGGCACCAGAAACUCCAGCAGACCACACAAAUGGCGGCGGUCGGCUCUCUGCUGGGCACGCAAUUCGGCCAAGUCCCCAGGCCCUACAGACGCUGUCCGUUACGCAGGAAGGGCUGCGUGGGUCCCAGUCAGACCUUGUCCUUCCCGGGCCGGCGCUGGGAUCGGUCCCUGUGACAGUGCUCUGAUGCUCGCUGCCACUAAUGCUCCUGUGCGCCCAGAAAAAAGAAUCCAGCUCAGGCUGCGGCCUCCUGGGCCCCUCUGGCUCUCUCGGCAUACGGCACCUCUUACCACAGCUGACUCACCUAGGCUAAAAGUGCAGCGGCUCCAGGCCGAGGCCAGGCAGGAGUGGCGACCCCCUGGCUGAGUGCUGAAGUCCCUCCCUCUUCAGGGAAACUGCCGGGGGUGCCCGUAACCCAGCCCACAGAAAGGGUCCAGUUCCAGCCUGCCAGACUCACGUCCCCGGGAGCCAGGACCAAGGUGCCCCCUUGAGUCCACCCAGAGCAGAGAGGGCCUGAUACAGCCUGGCCCACCUCUGCGACACCCUCCUGGAACCUUUGCGGAGUGGAGAAAUGCAAGCCACAGAGCAUGUGUCCAUUCACAGCUCCACUCCAGAGUCUGGAACAAACCCCUGUCCUGAAAGGAUUGCACCUGGCACCGGCACUGGUGUUACGUGAAUCGGGGAGAGGCCGUGGUUUGGUGGCCAUGAUGUUCUAGGCAAAGGAAAGCAGCCUCCUCCCCCACUCAGAAGUCUUCGCAGCCCACAGGCUCUGGAGCUUCAUCCAUUCACUGGUCCUCGUGCAGGAUGCCCAUGUGUUUGUUCGUGAGGAAGUCCAGGAAAGGGAUGUUGCAAAUGGCCUGGUGAAUAUUACUCACGGUGAUUUCUUUGGGAAUCCUGGUUCAAAAAAACAGAGUGUUACUGGGUGUGACUCUCCCAAGUCUCUUUUCAUUCAGUUUACCAAGCGGGCCAUCUUGGCACAGACCUCGUGGGAGGGGCCACGGGGCCAUGUGUGUCAGGGAGGGCAGGGGCAUACUCGCCGUGCCUCUGGCCCUGUCUCUCUCUCCCUUCAUUAGUUCCUUUCAAAGCUGGUGAGAUUUAGCCUGCCCUGUCAGUCAAAUGUAACUUCCCAGUCAGACAGGAAAAGGAUCAGGAGAGAGAGAAGUGGAUAGUAGACCAGGAUAUGGUUGGCUUCUAAUUCUUGCUGAGUCAGAGCACCAUGGAAUUCUGGGCCCCUGCUACUUCCUGUGUCCUGCAGAGAUGGGGAAGAUGGAGUCAGGCCAGGUGAAUGGUGACUGCUGUCAUCUAGGGGCCCCAGCCCCAGGUCUGUCUCCACCUCCACUGUGGGGCCCACAGAGGCGAGCUGGCCCCAAGAAGCACACACCCCGUCUCGGACUUCAAGCAGGACAACAAGCAGCGCAACCGGACCCCUUCGUGUCUCUUCCUUUUUCUAAAGACUUCUAUGUGUGUUACAUCCUGGGGAGUUCCGAUUUAGGCCUGUUCAUGUCCUCAUGUACUUUGUUACAAUUUUAUAAACUUGUGACAGCACUAGCAUAAUGGAAUAAAAUAUUUUCUUUGAAAGAGAA
Messenger RNA from Oryctolagus cuniculus (rabbit), 4057 nucleotides. The record is from RefSeq and is a predicted model, not a curated record. Lineage: Eukaryota; Metazoa; Chordata; Mammalia; Lagomorpha; Leporidae.